AUGUAUUGCGCAUUCACAACUAAAAGAAAAAUAUUAAUUAUUUCAAUUGUUACCGUAACUGGUUGUUUAGGUCCAAUAGCUGGUAAUAUUUAUGUUCCAAUUUUACCACAAUUACAAAUUGUUUUUAAUGUUUCUGAAUCAACUAUAAAUGGUACAAUUUCAAUAUUUAUGGCAAUUUUUGCAUUUGCUCCAUUAAUUUGGGCUUCAUGGGCUGAUUAUGGUGGUAGAAAAUUAUUAUAUUUAAUUCCAAUCUUAUUUUAUAUUAUUGCAAAUAUUUUAUUAUCAACAAUUCCAGCAAAUAUCGUUGCAUUGUAUAUUUUAAGAGCAGUUCAAGCAUUUGGUGCUAGUAGUGUAAUGUCUGUUGGUGCUGGUACUAUUGCUGAUAUUAUAGAACCUAAAAAUAGAGCAAAGGCUAUAGCAGUGUUUAUGUGGGGACCACAAUUAGGACCAAUUUUAGGACCUCUACUAUCAAUCAUUGCAAUAAGUUCAUGGAGAUGGAUAUUUGGGUUCUUGGCUAUUUUGGGUAGUGUUGUUUAUUUAAUGAUUUUAUUUUUACUACCUGAAACAUUAAGAUAUUUAGUAGGUAAUGGAGAAUGUCAUGCUCAAAAUCUAAUUGUCAAACCUAAAUUGAUUCAACCAAAAUUAGUUGAUGAUUAUCCAAAACCUCCAAAACCAAGUUUGAAAAAUUAUUGGAACUUAAUGAAAUUUAAACCAGUAUUGAUUUGCUCUAUAAAUUCUGGUUUAUUAUUUGCAACUUUUUAUGGAGUUAUGGUUACUUUUUCAAGAGUACUACAACAACAUUACCACUUUAAUUUUUUACAAACUAGUUUAAGUUAUCUUUGUCCUGGUGGUGCGUUGAUUAUUGGUUCAACAAUAGGUGGCUGGUUAUCAGAUAAAACAUAUAAUUUAAUACCUGAACGUCGAUUUUCCAUACAAAUUGUUGGGUUAUUAAUUUCAAUGAGUGGGAUAAUCAUUUACGCAUGGACAGCUCAUAAAUUAGCACCUGUUGAAACUGUGUUUUUAGGUACUUUUUUAUCUGGAUUUGGAAUGACUUGGGUAUUUAUUACUACAACUACGUAUUUAACAGAAUGUUCAACCGGUCAACCUAGUGCAAAUGUUGCAGUGGGUAAUUUGAUGAGAAAUAUCUCUGCUGCUAUAUGUACUGCAAUUAUUGAUAUUUUGAUUUCAAAAAUGGGAUUUGGUUGGUGUAUGACUGGGUUAGGAUUGUUGGAUAUUAUUGGUCUUGUUAUGGUUGUGGUAUUAUUGAACAAAGGUUCAAUUUGGAGAGAAGAAUAUAAUGAAAGAAUGGAGAAAAAUGCAUAA
Messenger RNA from Lodderomyces jiufengensis, 1323 nucleotides. RefSeq lists its product as uncharacterized. Lineage: Eukaryota; Fungi; Ascomycota; Pichiomycetes; Serinales; Debaryomycetaceae. The record is from RefSeq and is a predicted model, not a curated record. Gene Ontology annotation, biological process: transmembrane transport; amine transport. Bases 1 to 1323 code for a protein of 440 amino acids. Gene Ontology annotation, molecular function: amine transmembrane transporter activity. The transcript has a single exon.